AUGAAUUUUGAAACUUCACGGUGUGCCACCCUACAGUACUGCCCUGACCCUUACAUCCAGCGUUUCGUAGAAACCCCAGCUCAUUUCUCUUGGAAAGAAAGUUAUUACCGAUCUGCCAUGUCCCAGAGCUCACAGCCAAGUGAAUUCCUCAGUCCUGAGGUUUUCCAGCAUAUCUGGGAUUUUCUGGAACAGCCUAUAUGUUCAGUUCAGCCCAUUGACUUGAACUUUGUGGAUGAACCAUCAGAAAAUGGCGCAACAAACAAGAUUGAGAUUAGCAUGGACUGUAUCCGCAUGCAGGACUCAGACCUCGGUGACCCCAUGUGGCCACAGUACACGAACCUGGGGCUCCUGAACAGCAUGGACCAGCAGAUCCAGAACGGCUCCUCGUCCACCAGCCCCUACAACACAGACCACGCACAGAACAGUGUCACUGCGCCCUCGCCCUACGCGCAGCCGAGCUCCACCUUCGAUGCCCUCUCGCCGUCACCUGCCAUCCCCUCCAACACCGACUACCCCGGCCCGCACAGCUUCGAUGUGUCCUUCCAGCAGUCCAGCACUGCCAAGUCGGCCACCUGGACGUAUUCCACUGAACUGAAGAAACUGUACUGCCAGAUUGCAAAGACUUGCCCCAUUCAGAUCAAGGUGAUGACCCCACCUCCACAGGGCGCUGUCAUCCGUGCCAUGCCUGUCUACAAGAAAGCUGAACAUGUCACCGAGGUGGUGAAACGGUGCCCCAACCAUGAGCUGAGCCGUGAAUUCAACGAAGGACAGAUUGCCCCUCCUAGUCAUUUGAUUCGUGUGGAAGGGAACAGUCAUGCCCAAUAUGUAGAAGAUCCCAUCACAGGAAGACAGAGUGUGCUGGUACCUUAUGAGCCACCUCAGGUCGGCACCGAAUUCACGACAGUCUUGUACAAUUUUAUGUGUAACAGCAGUUGUGUUGGAGGGAUGAACCGCCGACCAAUUUUAAUCAUUGUUACUCUGGAAACCAGAGAUGGGCAAGUCCUGGGCCGGCGUUGCUUUGAGGCCCGGAUCUGUGCUUGCCCAGGAAGAGACAGGAAAGCGGAUGAAGACAGCAUCAGAAAGCAGCAAGUGUCGGACAGCACAAAGAACGGUGAUGGUACGAAGCGCCCCUUUCGUCAGAACACCCAUGGCAUCCAGAUGACAUCCAUCAAGAAGCGAAGAUCCCCAGAUGAUGAGCUGUUAUACUUACCAGUGAGGGGCCGGGAGACUUACGAAAUGCUACUGAAGAUCAAAGAGUCCCUGGAGCUCAUGCAAUACCUUCCUCAGCACACGAUUGAAACCUACAGGCAGCAGCAGCAGCAGCAGCACCAGCACUUACUUCAGAAACAGACCUCGAUGCAGUCUCAGUCUUCAUACGGUAACAGCUCCCCACCUCUGAACAAAAUGAACAGCAUGAACAAGCUGCCUUCUGUGAGCCAGCUUAUCAACCCUCAGCAGCGCAACGCCCUCACUCCCACCACCAUUCCUGAUGGCAUGGGAGCCAACAUUCCUAUGAUGGGCACCCACAUGCCAAUGGCUGGAGACAUGAAUGGACUCAGCCCUACCCAAGCCCUCCCUCCCCCACUCUCCAUGCCAUCCACCUCCCACUGCACCCCCCCACCUCCGUAUCCCACAGAUUGCAGCAUUGUCAGUUUCUUAGCAAGGUUGGGCUGUUCAUCAUGUCUGGACUAUUUCACGACCCAGGGGCUGACCACCAUCUAUCAGAUUGAGCAUUACUCCAUGGAUGAUUUGGCAAGUCUGAAGAUCCCUGAGCAAUUCCGACACGCCAUCUGGAAGGGCAUCCUGGACCACCGGCAGCUGCAUGACUUUUCCUCACCUCCCCAUCUCCUGCGGACCCCCAGUGGUGCCUCUACGGUCAGUGUGGGCUCCAGUGAGACCCGAGGCGAGCGCGUUAUUGAUGCUGUACGCUUCACCCUCCGCCAGACCAUCUCCUUCCCACCCCGUGAUGAGUGGAAUGACUUCAACUUCGACAUGGAUGCCCGACGCAACAAGCAGCAGCGCAUCAAGGAGGAAGGGGAAUGAGUUCCGUUUCAUGGGCUCUUCCUGAGCUCUGUCUACCCUCUACAGGGCUCUUCUCCUAGGUCACCAAAGCGUUCUCCCUAGCUCCUCCUCUCCCUCAUCUCAGUCUGGUUUCUUAAGGGAAAGAG
Molecule: messenger RNA, 2168 nt
Organism: Lepus europaeus (European hare)
Lineage: Eukaryota; Metazoa; Chordata; Mammalia; Lagomorpha; Leporidae
Gene: TP63
Product: tumor protein p63
Exons: 14
Coding region: 1-2043 (680 amino acids)
Biological process (GO): protein tetramerization; apoptotic process; regulation of transcription by RNA polymerase II
Cellular component (GO): nucleus
Molecular function (GO): DNA-binding transcription factor activity, RNA polymerase II-specific; protein binding; RNA polymerase II cis-regulatory region sequence-specific DNA binding
Source: RefSeq, a predicted model, not a curated record